CAGGUGACCACGGUGUCCUACGAUACCACCGUCAAACUGUGGGAUAUCGGAGAGGGCAGGACCAUCUCCACACUCACCAACCACAAGAAGAGUGUGCGCGGCAUCUGCCAACACCCGUCAGAGUUCAACUUUGCCACUGGAAGUGCGGAUAACAUCAAGAAAUGGAACUAUCCCAAUGGGGAAUUCCAAAUGAAUAUGGACAGACACGCCGCCGUCGUCAACAGCAUGGCCGUUAACCAGGACGGAGUCAUGGUCUCCGGAGCCGACAACGGUACGCUACAGUUCUAUGACUGGACCACAGGUUACUGCUUCCAGAAGUAUAGGGCUCCCCCACAGCCCGGGUCGCUCGCCAGUGAAAACGGUGUCUAUGCACUCAGCUUUGAUAAGACGGGAAGCCGCUUAAUCAGUUGCGAGGCCGAUAAAAGUGUAAAGUUCUAUAAAGAGGACGACUCUGCGACGGAAGAAUCGCAUCCGGUGCAGUGGAAUCCGACACUGCGGCGCUCGCGUUUCUGAUCCACCGAAUAUCAAUAAAGUAUAGGGCGUACGAGUAUAUGUAUUCUGUACUUGAUAUGGUAUUAAAUUAAGAUUUGAG
This is a messenger RNA of Sphaeroforma arctica JP610, 592 nucleotides long. RefSeq lists its product as hypothetical. Gene Ontology annotation, cellular component: catalytic step 2 spliceosome; precatalytic spliceosome; Prp19 complex. The transcript has 4 exons. Gene Ontology annotation, biological process: mRNA splicing, via spliceosome. The annotation marks the transcript as partial. Gene Ontology annotation, molecular function: protein binding. NCBI's taxonomy places the organism in Eukaryota, Ichthyosporea, Ichthyophonida. The record is from RefSeq and is a predicted model, not a curated record.